Molecule: messenger RNA, 495 nt
Organism: Venturia canescens
Lineage: Eukaryota; Metazoa; Arthropoda; Insecta; Hymenoptera; Ichneumonidae
Exons: 2
Coding region: 1-495 (164 amino acids)
Source: RefSeq, a predicted model, not a curated record
AUGGUGAACCAUCGUGACGAUAACCUUGAAGCUUUUCCGAUGGCAGACGACUUUGAUCGGGCAAAACAUUUGUUCAAAAUGAACGAGCAACUAUUCACUUUCAUGGGUGUAUGGCCGCUGCACUCAACUUACGCUAAAUUUUCCGUUUGGUUUAUUUAUCACGUGGUUCAUACAUGUGCUACAACCGCCGACUUUGUCGAAAUAUUUGGAAACUUUAAUUUAAUGCUUCUCAAUAUUUCGGAGAACGCAUGGAACAUUAUGGUUAUAUCGAAAAUGUUGGUCAUGAGAUUCUCUCGGACACUUGUGGGCCUUACCGAACGGGUGAUAGAGGCCGUUGAUGAAAAAUCUUUCGAAAGCUCCGACGAGAAAAAAAUGUAUCUCGUUUACAAUCGCGUCGCUAAAAUAUUUUUCAAACUUUGGGUGCUCAUGGGAGUAGUCGCCUCGGUCGCCGUUCAUAUAAAGCCAUUGGAAGUUCUUCUUAAAGCCGGUAAAUAA